Molecule: messenger RNA, 1134 nt
Organism: Aspergillus versicolor CBS 583.65
Lineage: Eukaryota; Fungi; Ascomycota; Eurotiomycetes; Eurotiales; Aspergillaceae
Product: heme-dependent oxidative N-demethylase family protein
Exons: 2
Coding region: 1-1134 (377 amino acids)
Source: RefSeq, a predicted model, not a curated record
AUGAACCUCCUGGCGACCAUUGGGCUUGCAAUUCUGUUGCUCACCUUCAUUGCCCUUAAGAUCCGAAAAGACUUGCCCUCAUGGCUUGCCACCGCCAAACGCAUUGUCCAGCGUACCGACUGCGAUGACAUUAAGAGAAUGGCACCAUACCCAGCCCAGCCCAUUAAGGGGAGGGAUAGGUACCGGGUCAUGAUGGAUAUCCGCAAACUAGAUGUGGAGAACUGGCUCACCUUAGACAAGAACUAUAUGGACGAGCAUGUUGUCAGAGGCGAAUUACUGGCAAAUGAGAAAGAAAAGGUCCUCCAAUGUCUACCAGAGUCAUAUGAAGCUUGCCUUGAGGCGUUGGAGGAAGUGGUCGAGUUUUUGACCCAACGAUUUGCCAACAUGUUCGAUAUGAAGAAGAACGGUGAGGAAACGACGGUUUACAACAAAGUGACGGGCGAAACAUUCGUUUUCGGUGGAGACAGGUCGGGUCAGAUGGACCCUCUCGAGAUUGCCGUGAGGCUGACAAUGGAGGACCUGAGCAUUCUGAUGAAGAAUGCGGACGGGGAGUAUUACCUGUUAGUACCCAAAAUUCUGCACAAGAACCACCAGGCUAACUUGAUAUAUAGGGCCGCAAGUGCAAGCCUAUUUCCCGUAGGAUGGACAGUGGCAGAACGAAUUGGAUGGACGAUCUCCCAGCUGCACAACCCAGUUCCUUUAUGGCACCAGCAGGUAUCUAACUCUGUCAGCAAGUUUCUGUGUCGUCUGACCCCUGAGUCCCCUAUGGAACGUUCCAACUAUUUCGUUGAAGUAAAGCGGCCAGAUGAGAAACUGUUUGAUAUUCUGUACCGGCCUACCACUUUAUCUGAAGACAAUCCGGACCCAUCUCCGCGAGAUCUCGUCAUCCGCCGUGAACGGCAGACUUUCCGUAGGCUUCCUCGGACUGGUACAAUUGUGUUCGGGGUCAAGACCUUCUUGACCACGCUGGAUGAGCUCCCGAUGCAGGAGCUUGAGAACUUGGUCAGAGAAGUGAAGAGUUGGCCGGAACACGUGGGUGAAUACAAGGGCAGAGAAAUCUGGGGAGCGAAGGCUCUCGAAUUCUGUGAGAAGAAGCGUCAGCAGCAGAACGAAUCCGAAAAAAUGGAUGUUUAG